AUGGCUAAUGUGAAUGUGACAGCUACUAUUGAACCCUACCGUAAGGGUAUGCCUUUCGGGGAAUGGGUAGAGCGCCUGGAGUUUUAUUUUGCCUUGAACAAAGUUUCCAUUGAGACUAAAAGGGCAUACUUUGUAACCCUUAGUGGCCCAGUUAUAUUUCAUGAACUGAAACUUUUGUUCCCGACUAGUAAUUUGAAUACGGUGUCCUAUGACGACAUGAUAGCCAAGCUACGGGAGAAAAUUAUUGCGACGUGGGAAAUAGCCGACAAAAACGCAAAAAAACUAAGUGGAACUAACGAUGACCAGUACGGUCAGAUCGCAUCAUUGACGCAACCACCUCCAAAACCUGGAUCAACCAUGCAAAAAUUGCUCGCAGUUUAUAAUGCAGCUAACGUGGGCACCUCGGGAACUCGGGUUUCACCCCGUGUUCCAAUCAAAGAUAGAUUGGGAUAUAGACCAUACACUAGGAAAUUUGAUGAUAACGUUAGACCGAGAGGACACUACUGGAGGGAGACUGAAAAGUUCAAGCCGGGUGGUUGGAGACAAAAGCCUAAUUAUGCGGACAUGACGUGCAACUUCUGUGGUGUGAAAGGACACAUCCAGCGUAAAUGUUUUAAGCUAAAAAACAUGCAACGAGAUGCAGUAAAUAUGGUGGACCAGUACCAGCCAGGACCAAGCGAAGAUGGCCGCAUCGCAGAUCUUUUAAGCCGAAUGCGGACAGAGGACUCAGACAGCGACGAGUCAGAGACAGGUGGAAACGGAAACUGGAAGCGUUCGCCUAAUGGCCCAUCGAAACCAGCUGCGGAAGACUACUAA
Messenger RNA from Ochlerotatus camptorhynchus, 816 nucleotides. RefSeq lists its product as uncharacterized. The record is from RefSeq and is a predicted model, not a curated record. Gene Ontology annotation, molecular function: zinc ion binding; nucleic acid binding. The transcript is spliced from 2 exons. Lineage: Eukaryota; Metazoa; Arthropoda; Insecta; Diptera; Culicidae. The coding region runs from base 1 to 816 and encodes 271 amino acids.